GCACCAGCUGGGCCUGGGUCCUGCCACCGGGCCUUGGGUGGCCCCUCAGCUCAGAGCUCCCUGGGGCUGAGAGACCACAGGAGACUGGCAACCCCCUCAUUACCUCAGGGGUUCGUUAAGGAGACUUCUCGGUGAAGUGCGCCUUGGGCCGUGGCAAGGGGAUGUGGAUUCGUGGACGGCGCCAAGGAGUUACAUAAGACGGGCCAGGAUGGAUGGGGACACCGGGUGGGGCCGCCCCAGACACGUGAGGGGGAAGCGGUGCACGCCCACCCCGCCCGGGGAAGGGCAGGGGCCUGUCUGGGACCAUCGCCUGGCAGGUUGAUAAGAGCCUCUGUGGGGAUUUAGGGGAGGAAGUCUCCGUUCUGGCCCGGAUCUAGCUCGGGGUCCAGCAGGGGUCACACUCCGGGCACAGGGAGGGAGGUGGCCACAAUCUCAGCCCAGGCUCCCGGCUGGGCCGGCCCCGCCCCAGGGCAGGCCCAGCCCUGGACAUUUCACAAGGCAGGCUGGCCACACAGCAGGACGCCAGGAGGAAGGACAGCUUGGCAGAGCCUCAGGAUGGACCCCUUUGAGGACACGCUGCAGCGGCUGCGGGAGGCCUUCCGCUCGGGGCGGACGCGGCCGGCGGAGUUCCGGGCUGCACAGCUCAAGGGCCUGGGCCGCUUCCUGCAGGACAACAAGCAGCUGCUGCAGGAGGCGCUGGCGCAGGACCUGCGCAAGUCAGCCUUUGAGUCGGAGGUGUCUGAGAUCAGCAUCAGCCAGGGCGAGAUUAACUUGGCCCUCAGGAACCUGCGGGCCUGGAUGAAGGAUGAGACCGUGCCCAAGAACCUGGCCACCCAGCUGGACUCCGCCUUCAUCCGGAAGGAGCCCUUCGGCCUGGUGCUCAUCAUCGCCCCCUGGAACUACCCCCUGAACCUGACCCUGGUGCCCCUGGUGGGCGCCCUCGCAGCAGGGAACUGCGUGGUUCUGAAGCCCUCGGAGUUCAGCAAAAACACCGAGAGGGUCCUGGUCGAGGUGCUGCCCCGAUAUCUGGACCGGAGCUGCUUUGCCGUGGUGCUGGGCGGGCCCGAGGAGACAGGGCAGCUGCUGGAGCACAAGUUCGACUACAUCUUCUUCACGGGGAGCCCUCGAGUGGGCAAGAUUGUCAUGGCCGCAGCCGCCAAGCACCUGACGCCCGUCACGCUGGAGCUGGGGGGCAAGAACCCCUGCUACGUGGACGACAACUGCGACGCCCAGACCGUGGCCAACCGAGUGGCCUUGUUUCGCUACUUCAAUGCUGGCCAGACCUGCGUGGCCCCCGACUACGUCCUGUGCAGCCCCGAAAUGCAGGAGCGGCUGGUGCCCGCCCUGCAGAGCGCCAUCACCCGCUUCUAUGGCGAGGACCCCAGGGCCUCCCCAGACCUGGGCCGCAUCAUCAGUGAGAAGCAUUUCCAGCGGCUCCGGGGCCUGCUGGGCUGUGGCCGCGUGGCCAUCGGGGGCCAGAGUGAGGAGAGCGACCGCUACAUCGGUGAGUCCCGCUCUCCCAGCCCCGGGACCCCGGCUAAGAUCCCCAGCUUCAGCCCCAGCACCUGCUGCUCAACAGCCGUGACCCCGGGUCCUGUGGGCCCUCGAUUCCCGGCCUGUGCACCCGCUGGGCUGUCCUUACAAAGCAGCCCCGGCCUCUGGGCCCCCCGACUCGGUGACGCUGCUGCUCCCACCGGCUGGGACCUGGGACCUUGGGCUGAGAUCUUCGGGCCCAUCCUGCCCAUCGUGACCGUGAGGAGCCUGGACGAGGCCAUCGACUUCAUCAACCGCCGGGAGAAGCCCCUGGCCCUGUACACCUUCUCCAACAGCAGCCAGGUGGUCAAGCAGGUGCUGGCCCGGACCAGCAGCGGGGGCUUCUGUGGGAACGAUGGCUUCAUGCACCUGAUCCUCGCCAGCCUGCCUUUUGGAGGAGUGGGGGCCAGCGGCAUGGGCAGCUACCACGGCAAGUUCUCCUUCGACACCUUCUCCCACCACCGCGCCUGCCUGCUGCGCAGCCCUGGGAUGGAGAAGAUUUACUCCAUCCGCUACCCACCCUACUCGUCACGCAACCUGAGGAUGAUGCUGGUGGCCAUGGAGGCCCGGAGCUGCAGCUGCACCCUGCUCUGAGCCCACCGCGGGCACCGGGGUUCCAAGUCCCUCCUGGCAAUGCCCGGGUCCUCCUGUCACUGUGGGUGGAGAUGUGGCCUCGGGUCCAGGGCACAAGGAUGAAAAGACCUGCCAGGGCCCCAGCCCAGCCCAGGGCCCUCAGCCUCCUCCUCAGCUGCCCCCAAACUAGGAUGGCCACCUGCGUCCAGGAGAGGGCAGACAUGGGCACCUGUGAGCCACACCCUUCCCGUGGAGGGUGCAGCAGGAGGGAAGGCGACAUCUGGUCCAGGCCCCAUCGGGGACCUGUUGCGACCCGGACGUCCCUGUCCCGAGUGGAUCCCUUCCCCCCCCCCCCCCCCUGUACAGUGGAGAGGACUAAUGAUCAGCAUCUCAGAUGCUGCGAGAUUACAUCUGGGAGCUUAAUAAACACGAGCUGCUGACCCC
Molecule: messenger RNA, 2550 nt
Organism: Myotis davidii
Lineage: Eukaryota; Metazoa; Chordata; Mammalia; Chiroptera; Vespertilionidae
Gene: ALDH3B1
Product: aldehyde dehydrogenase 3 family member B1
Exons: 10
Coding region: 556-2127 (523 amino acids)
Biological process (GO): aldehyde metabolic process
Cellular component (GO): cytoplasm
Molecular function (GO): aldehyde dehydrogenase (NAD+) activity
Source: RefSeq, a predicted model, not a curated record